Molecule: messenger RNA, 1593 nt
Organism: Arachis stenosperma
Lineage: Eukaryota; Viridiplantae; Streptophyta; Magnoliopsida; Fabales; Fabaceae
Product: lysine histidine transporter-like 6
Exons: 8
Coding region: 93-1403 (436 amino acids)
Cellular component (GO): plasma membrane
Source: RefSeq, a predicted model, not a curated record
UAAAUAAAUAAAUCAUGAUGCAAACUUCUCACUAACUAUAACAACACUCCUCUUUCUCUCGCUUUGCUCUGCUUUGUAAAGGGGACAACAAAAUGAUCUCUGCUUCUUCCCCUUCUAAGGAAGUUCAAUCUGAGCAAAAAUGGGUGGAGAAUGGCCCCCAAAGAAGGGCCAAAUGGUGGUACUCAACCUUCCACACUGUGACAGCCAUGAUAGGUGCUGGUGUUCUUAGUCUGCCCUAUGCCAUGGCAUAUUUAGGAUGGGUUCCAGGGACUUUAAUGUUGUUGUUAUCAUGGCUCCUGACUUUAAACUCAAUGUGGCAACUAAUCCAACUGCAUGAGUGUGUUCCGGGGACCCGGUUCGACCGAUAUAUCGAUCUUGGGAGACAUGCUUUCGGACCAAAACUAGGACCAUGGAUUGUGCUGCCACAGCAACUGAUAGUUCAAGUUGGGUGUGAUAUUGUUUACAUGGUGACUGGAGGGAAGUGCCUGAAGAAAUUCAUGGAGAUUGCAUGCACCAAUUGCACACAGCUCAAGCAGUCAUAUUGGAUUCUCAUCUUUGGUGCCAUCCAUUUCUUUCUCUCUCAGCUUCCUAAUUUCAAUUCUGUUGCUGCUGUUUCCUUGGCUGCAGCUGUCAUGUCACUAAGUUAUUCAACAAUCUCAUGGGUGGCAUGCUUGGGCAGAGGACGGAUUGAAAACGUUAGCUAUGAAUACAAGAAAACGAGCAGAAUGGACCUAAUGUUCAGGGUGUUCAACGCAUUAGGUGAAAUCUCAUUUGCAUUUGCAGGCCAUGCAGUGGCCCUUGAGAUUCAGGCCACAAUUCCAUCAACUCCUGAGAAGCCCUCAAAGAUUCCAAUGUGGAAAGGUGCUGUUGGUGCUUAUUUCAUCAAUGCCAUUUGUUAUUUCCCUGUUGCACUUAUUGGAUAUUGGGCUUUUGGGAGAGAUGUUCAAGAUAAUGUUCUUAUGGCUCUUGAAAGACCUGCUUGGCUUAUUGCCUCUGCUAACUUUAUGGUAUUCAUUCAUGUUGUUGGUAGCUACCAGAUUUAUGCCAUGCCUAUUUUCGACUUGAUUGAGAGGAUGAUGACAAAAAAAUUUAAUUUCCCUCCUGGACUAGCACUCAGACUUGUUGCUAGAACCACUUAUGUAGCUGCUACAUUGUUCGUUGGUGUUACCUUCCCUUUCUUUGGUGAUCUUCUCGGGUUUUUUGGUGGAUUUGGUUUUGCUCCAACUUCAUAUUUUCUUCCUAGUAUAAUGUGGCUAGUAAUCAAGAAGCCGAAGAGAUUUAGCAUGAAUUGGUUCAUCAAUUGGGUUUCAAUAUACGUUGGAGUGUGCAUUAUGUUGGCAUCAACCAUAGGGGGCUUGAGGAACAUUGCUGCCGAUGCCUCCACUUAUAGUUUCUACACCUAAACUAGAUUAUUGAAAGAAUGUGUUAACUGUAAUUAAACGAGUUAAUUAUUGGACUGGGACUUGCUAAUGAUCUAGUUAAUAAUGUGCCCUUGUUUGUUGGAGUAACUAUUUUUUUGUAGUCUUCUUUUCUUUGGUGGUCUUAUGUGAGCACUUAAAGAUUUCUUGUUAGCCAUAUAUAGUACUUAAAUUU